AUGAGCAUAGAGACGCUCCUGGAGGCGGCCCGCUUCCUGGAAUGGCAAGCGCAGCAACAACAGAGAGCACGUGAGGAGCAGGAGCGACUUCGCUUGGAACGGGAGCAGGAGCAGAAGAAGGCCAGCAGCCUGGCCAGGCUGGCCCAUGCCCUGCCUGUGGAGGAACCCCGCAUCGAGGCACCACCCCUGCCUCUGUCGCCACCAGCACCCCCACCAGCACCCCCACCAGCACUUGCCACCCCCACCCCACUGACUGUCAUUCCUAUUCCAGUAGUGACCAAUUCCCCUCAGCCCCUGCCCCCACCCCCACCACUGCCCCCUGCAGCCCAGCCUCUGCCCCUGGCACCUCGCCAUCCCACCCUGAUUAACACCCCUGGACUCAGCAUUAAGGAUUCUGCUCCCCUGCCCACCAGGCCACAGGUGCCCACCCCUGCACCUCUACUGCCAGACUCCAAGCCCACUGGCAGCCCCAAGCCUUUGCAGCCCCUCCCCACACCCAUCCUGACCAUAGCACCACACCCUGGAGUCCAGCCCCAGCUGGCCCCCCAGCAGCCACCCCCACCCACUCUUGGGACCCUGAAGUUGACACCAACUGAGGAAAAAUCCAGCGAACAGAAGAAGAGGCCUGGGGGGAUCGGAACCAGAGAAGUCCACAACAAAUUGGAGAAGAACAGGAGGGCCCAUCUGAAGGAAUGCUUUGAGACCCUGAAGCGCAAUAUCCCCAACGUGGACGACAAGAAGACCUCGAAUCUGAGCGUGCUGCGGACGGCGCUGCGGUACAUCCAGUCCCUGAAGAGGAAGGAGAAGGAAUAUGAGCAUGAGAUGGAGCGGCUGGCGCGGGAGAAGAUUGCCACGCAGCAGCGGUUAGCAGAGCUCAAACAUGAGCUGAGCCAGUGGAUGGAUGUGCUAGAGAUUGACCGUGUUCUCCGACAGACAGGCCAGCCCGAGGACGACCAGGCUUCCACCUCUACUGCCUCUGAGGGCGAGGACAACAUAGACGAGGAUAUGGAGGAGGACCAGGCCGGCCUGGGCCUACCCAAGCUGAGCCAUCGCCCCCACCCGGAGCUGCCGAAGCCACCGCCCAGCACCGCCCCUGCGUCUCUGCCUCCCCACCCACACCCCCACUCCCAGCCUGUGGCCCUGUCUCCUGCCCAUCAGCAGCCGCCGCCACAGCAGAAGACACCUCUGCCGGCUCCUCCCCCCCCACCAGCUGCCCCUGCCCAGACGCUGGUGCCAACUCCAGCCCAUUUGGUGGCCGCAUCUGGGGGAGGCUCCACGGUCAUCGCCCACACAGCCACCACCCACGCCUCAGUCAUCCAGACUGUGAACCACGUUCUCCAGGGGCCAGGCGGCAAGCACAUCGCCCACAUCGCCCCCUCAGCCCCCAGCCCUGCUGUGCAGCUGGCACCUGCCACACCCCCUAUUGGCCACAUCACAGUGCACCCUGCCACCCUUAACCACGUGGCCCACCUUGGCUCCCAGCUUCCCCUGUACCCACAGCCUGUGGCAGUGAGCCAGCCCGUGGCGGUGAGCCACAUUGCCCACACCCUCUCGCACCAGCAAGUGAACGGCACAGCUGGGCUGGGGCCCCCCACCACCGUCAUGGCAAAGCCAGCCGUGGGGGCUCAGGUGGUGCACCACCCCCAGCUGGUAGGCCAGACAGUGCUCAACCCUGUGACCAUGGUCACCAUGCCCUCCUUCCCGGUCAGCACACUCAAGCUGGCUUGA
Messenger RNA from Pipistrellus nathusii (Nathusius's pipistrelle), 1728 nucleotides. Lineage: Eukaryota; Metazoa; Chordata; Mammalia; Chiroptera; Vespertilionidae. The record is from the annotation of a GenBank genome assembly.